Molecule: messenger RNA, 543 nt
Organism: Chaetura pelagica (chimney swift)
Lineage: Eukaryota; Metazoa; Chordata; Aves; Apodiformes; Apodidae
Gene: RERGL
Product: RERG/RAS-like
Exons: 4
Coding region: 1-543 (180 amino acids)
Molecular function (GO): GTPase activity; GTP binding
Source: RefSeq, a predicted model, not a curated record
AUGGCAAAGCAGGAGGACUUGAACUUUCACAUCCCGGAAUGCAUCUACAAUAAACACUUAUGCCUGGAUGGGAGAGAGAUACACUUGGAAAUAUAUGACCCUUGUUCACAGCCACAGCGGGGGAAGCUCUCCCUGACAGACGAGCUCCACUGGGCUGAUGGAUUUAUCAUUGUUUAUGACAUCAGUGACAGAGCAUCCUUUGCAUUUGCAAAAGCAUUGUUGUACAGGAUCCGAGAGUCUCACAUAGGAGCAUGUAAAAAGAUGGUUGGAUCAUCAGUAUUUUUGGUUGGCAAUAAACAGGAUUUAUGCCACAUGAGGGAAGUUGGCUGGGAUGAAGGACAAAAGCUGGCAAUGGAUAACAAGUGCCAAUUCUUUGAACUAUCUGCAGCAGAACAUUAUCAGGAAGUUGUGACAAUGUUCACAAAAGUCCUGAGGAAUAUCACCUCAAAUUUCAAAGUGAAGGAGAAGAGACGAUCAAGUGGAUCAAAGUCAAUGGCCAAGUUAAUCAACAAUGUGUUUGGAAAGAGAAGGAAAUCUGUGUAA